CGUGUGUUGACUUGUCAGCUGUGGAAAAUAUUGAAAAGCAAUCAGUGUCAACGUUGGAAAAGCAGAAAAGGCCCGAAAGGGUUUAGUUUUGUGAUUUAUUAUUGUGUGAUCCUGUUUAAACUUGUUAGCUUCUUCAUUUUAUACAAUAGUCGCAGCAUAUUUUCCGUUAACAAAGCUAGUCAAUGGUCAGAAAAGCUAAUGGUGAAGUUCCGUAUCAUAGGGCCACCCUCAGAGGAAACUCUAACAUCGUUAUGUCCGAAUGUGCAUCUGAUGGAACAUCACUUGAAGAUGCAGAAAAGUUAUCGGAGCUACUCAGCGUCGAGCAGAUAUCGAGAUUAUCGAAUACAACUAGCUCAUUAUCACAGCCAGUAUGUGUAGUCUCAAACAACACAAAUGCAAAGCCCAGUAUCUCAAUACCAGUGAGUAUACUCAUCGAGUCUCUGGUGAAAAACAUCUGUUCCAUUUACGAGGCAGAUCCUAACAAAGCAUCACUCAUGUAUAAUCGCAUAUGUGAUAAAUUGUACAGUAUGAACUUAUUAAGCGAAAGCUAUUCUAUGACUGAAUUCGAGGGUAUACGCAGCCAGUACCAGAGAGCCCUAUUACAUCUUAUAUCUUCAACGAAGAAUGGUAGUAAAGAUAACAAUGUACCUGUCAAACCAAAGUGGCUGAAUUCAGAAGUGAAUUCGCAUUACAGAAGGGAGUUUGAUGAGGUGGAAUUCAUUGCAGGUGGAGGGUUUGGUCAGGUUUAUCGAGUAAAACACAAGCUAGAUGGGACAGAAUAUGCGAUCAAAAAGAUCCCCAUACGAUCCGAGGGGAUCCAGUCAGUGAGGACCUACUUAUCGGAAGUGAAGACAUUUGCAAGCAUGAACCAUCCAAACAUAGUCCAAUACAAAGGUGCCUGGCUGGAAAUCGGCGCUCCCUCUCACAGGGCAAUCACAGACAAGCCUGGCCACGAGGAUUUGCAUGAGGCUAAUAGUAACACCAAGUAUAUUUAUAAUGAGUUGCAGUCGUUCACGGAAGAGAGCUAUUAUUUCAACAAACACGAAGACACCAGCACCGAUUUCCAGAUUGACUUCGAGCACAGCAUCAGUGGUGCCAAUUCCAUAAAAUCACAACGUUCCAUCAACAAGCGCAAGAAACGUCACAGUCUCUCGGAGGGCGAAGGUGAUGCGUCGAUGUGUAAGCUGGACCUGAAGGAGAUCGAGAGGAUCAGGACCAACAACAAGUCUAAGGUCAGAUGGGCCACGUUGUACAUACAGAUGGCGCUGUGCCAGACUACGCUGAAACAAUGGUUGGAGAAGAGGAACGCGAUGGUUACUGACCCGGAUAAGGCGUUGGUGCAAGGAUUGAGGAGUGAUGCUGUCAGGCAGAUCCUGAUUCAGCUUUUGAGUGGUUUGGAAUAUAUUCAUUCAAAGGGCGUAGUACAUCACGAUAUUAAGCCUAGCAAUAUAUUUAUUCAAGUAGAAAAUAACGGUAUUGUCAUCCAGUUGGGAGAUUUUGGGCUGGCUUGUCCUUUGCAAAGUGUACGACACAGUUUAGCUUUUGGAACCAAAUUAUAUGCUGCACCUGAACAGCUUGCAGGCAAAUGUAAUCCUAAGAGUGAUAUGUAUUCCUUGGGUAUCGUGCUGUUCGAGCUAGUAGAGAACUUUCGUACGGACAUGGAACGAGUCGAAUACAUCACAGAACUGAGAAAAGGACAUAUUCCCUCCAAGCUGUUUGUCACCCAUCCAGACAUGGCCCAGAUGAUCCAAAGUCUGGUCCAGAAAAGUCCUGAGUUGAGACCGGACACGACAAGUCUUUUGCACGCGCUCAAAUCCACAGAGACGCAGGAGAUUGAACAGCUCAAAGUGCAGUUGGCCGAAAAGGAGGAGGAAAUUUCACAUCUAAAAGAAUUACUGACCAUGCACGGUAUCAAGGGAGUUUAAGAACAUCAUGGGAUGCCGUAAGACAGACAACACUUAAAUGAAUAUUUGGUUAAGGUUUAAAGAAAAUGUGAAAGAUAUGGCGUUUUCAAUUAAGGCAGUUAUAAAUCAUAUCUUAAUUUUGUAUUCUUAUACAGGCUUGAAAUCUUUUAGAAAAUCCAAGUACCUCAGUUGAUUCAACCUACUUUUCAUGUUGAUAGUAGAGUUUAAUUUAUGAAGUAGCAUGGAAGGGAGGGGGGUAUUCUCUUUCCAUAAAUUGCAGUUACCUUGAUUUUGUCUAUCAUCAUGUUACCGGAAAAUAGUAAAUUCGAUCUUGAUAUACAUAAUACACACGUGAAGCGGUAUUUCUCCAUUUCAAAGAGCAUUGUAGAAAACUGUCUUUGUCAAAAUAAUUUUUGACUUGUUCAAGUUUGUGAGACCCCUGGACUCACCGCGGGCGGUGCUUGCCGUCUGUUAGUCACUUGUCUCAAUUUUGGCCAAAAUAGAAGAUAAACUUGAAAUGACUUCUGGUAGCAAAAUUUUUAAUUUGUAAGACAUGUUUAUUUCACUAUCUGAUUCAAAAAAAAAGAAGUUGCAGCGUUCUAUUAACCCAAAACAGUGAGUGUAUGAAACCACAGCACUGCAGCACUUUAUGUGAUACUAACGUGAAGCGCUGCCGUGCCGGUUUUCUUUUAAAUAAUCUCAAUAAAAGCAAUGUUUAUAUACUCUUAUCUGCCUUAUUUGAAUUUUACUACAUAUGUCUAGCAAUAGUAGAAAGAUUUAUUCAACACAAACUGCUACAUAAACAAUUGGCAGUAAUACAUAAUAAAAACAAAUUCAAACCAUUAGUGCAUCGUCAUAUUUUGCAAUGUUAACAUAGAGUUUCUCAGUUUUGUUUUAAAUUUUUUGACGCUAUUUUGUCGUCUUAUAUUUGAAUCUAAUUUGUUGAAAUCUAGUAUGUUUUGAUGGAAAACCGAAACAUACUGCGUUUUUUGGUUUUUAAUUGAAAUCUUGCUUGUACCUGGUAUCAUAAAAAUGAUAAUCUGCAUUCACAGAAGUCAGUGCAGAAAUAUAGUAGAUGAUAGCAAUAAUAAAUUAUUUUUCAUUCAUGGUAGUCUCGGCUUUUGUAUUAGGUGCUUUUUCGUGUAUUAUGUCAUAAUUUAUAUCUUAAUUGUUAAGAGCAUUUUUUGGGUAACUGCAAGGUAUAGCUAAUAGUAGAUAGUAAUUCCGCGAUUCGAUUACAUUUUCAUACUUCUAAAUAAUAUAGUUUUUUAAACAGGAAUAAUAUCCACUUUUUACGGGUGACUUGAGAGAUGUUGGAUACGAGUAAAAUAUUCUCUUGAUUUCAUGUUACUUAAAUCUGAUAUUCCUUUCUCUAAGCCAGUAUGCGUAUUGACUGCCUUCAUUGAAAAAUCCGUUAAUAGAACACCAUGCCAUAUAGUUGUUGAAAUUUAUCAAAUACAUAAUAAAAACAACUUACCCAAUGUUUUACAUUUGUUUAAGAGCAGUGCUUAGUUAUUAUUAGAUCCUUUGUCUUUGUCACGUAUGACAUCACUGUUAAAAAUCAUAUAGUUAUAUUGAAGAAUAGCAGCGUAUUAGUUCAAUGAUAGAGUUAACGUGAAGUUAUGAAAAUAAUGAAUUGUGCUCAUUUCUGUUCCUUGUCACAAUUACAUUGACAGCUUACCUUAUAUCGUCAUUCAUCUCAUUUAAUGUCAAAAAAGCAUGAUUUUCUUUAGCUACUCAUAAACUGUGUUAACUAGCAACUGUCUUACAAAUAAUGCGAGAUCGAGAACAUCUAGUGAUUGACGAAUCUCAUUUGAGGUUAAAUAAGCUUUCUCACGUAAAAUCUGAUUAAAUAGCAACACAAUCGAUUUUAACAGAAGAGGCCAAGCUGAAGGGAUAUAUAUACAAUAGCGACUCGAUAAUCCGGAUCACUUAAAACCAGGUGCAAUCGGGACUAAUGAAAAAUCCGGAUUAGUGGGACUCAUAAGGAAAAUAAGUUCUUGAUAUUACAAUGAUGUUUAUUUCAUAAAUACUGAAACAUAAAUUAUCUACAUAGCUAAAAUAAGCAAAUAACAAAAUAAAAAAGUAAAAAAAAAAAUAGUUAUUAAAAAAAUCAGUUAUUUUUGUUUGCGUUUUAUGUUCAGAAUGCAAAUAAUAACAGCUUAUUCUCUUAAGUCUUUUAAGGCAAGGAUUGAGGUAUGUGCAAUAUUGUUGUCUUCUCCCCAUUUAAUCCCUGUUGUAAAGUGCGCAAUUGCCUCUCCAUGUUUAACUUUUGGAGCAGUAAAUUGGUGUUUCUACGUCACUUAGUGAAUUUUCAGAAUAGUCAUCUUGAAAUUCAUCUUGAAGAGUAUCUUUUUCAGUUUCUUCCACCCACUCCAAGAUUUCCACUUCUGUAAAUUGUUCAGAUGUUUUUUCUAGCAUUGUUGAAAUUUUCUCAAUAGUCUCCAUUUGCUGCUUUAUUUGUACGCGCUAUAAGCUUAAUGGUAUUAAAUGUUCCGGGUCAUUAAUCUAAGUUUUCAACUAACAACUUUUUCCAACACUGUUCUAAAGCAGUUAUUGACACUUUUAUCCAUGCAUUAUGUAAUAAGCAAACUGCGUCUUUUGGAUUGAAGUUUUCUAAAGAUUUACUAAGGUCAUUGUUUUCUUGCUCCAUAGUACAGAAAAUGUAAGCCACAGUUUUUUUGCUACCUGGACCAGAAAUGCAUUUCUUCAUAAAACUGAAAUAUUAAAUGCAUUAAAUAUAAAAACAUUUUUUUCAAAAUUGUUAAACUCUCACGCAUCUAUCUUGCCUCUGUUUUUCUUAAUAUCUGAUAUGGUGGAUUUUCCCACUCCAAACAUUGCAGCUAAUAUUUUACCACUAUCACCUCAUUUUAGUUUAUCUAAAAUUUCAGCCUUCUUUUGGAUCGACAAAGUUAUGUGUUUUCGUGUAGGAACCCUGGCGUUUGUUGUUAAAUGACUGACCCGUGGAAAUGUUCUGCUUUAUUUGCGUCCCGGUCGCGUCGUUCAUGGUGUGAUAUUUAACAAGAUUGAACUUGUUAAGAACUCAAUAUCUGAUCCGGACUAGCGAAACAUGACAAUCCGGAUUACAGAGUCGAGCAAUUCGAAUUAUCGAGUCGCUACUGUAUAUCGAAAAAUCUGAUUCAUACCAUGGAGCCGUGACUUUGUCCUUAUUGUUAUGCGAGAUUAACUUCUAUAGCAUUUAUAUGGAAAAAUAAAACUGUAAAACUAAAUAUAUGUUAUUUACAUGAAAAGUAAACCUACAUAUAUAAUUUCCUGGACAAAAUUAAUACAAUUUUUCGCUGUUAUAUCGAAUAGUUAUACAAAGCUGAAAGAAUUGUUAGUUAUGCUUCCUACAAUAACUAAAAUCCUUAUGAUUUUGCAAAACAUUCUUAUACAUCCCACUAUCAGUACAGCAUAUUUGCAAGCUUCACCGACUUCUACCACUUUUGUGAGAGCUGGAAAUAUGCUUAUAGCCAAAUUGAUUGGCUGGUCGUUUUCAACAUUAUUUGAUUUCUUGCCAAUCAGGCUAUUUGGAUCUUGUCAUUUGUGGUGUGUAUGCUCAGUGAAACAUGAAGUCCUGAAUUCGCUAAUAUCAAUUUGUAAUCUGCACUUUUUCAAAACAAAUGACGCACAUGUGUCGAGGAAAUCUCUGCAAGUCAGGGGCGCGGUUGUAAAGAUACGACUGACGAUGAUUAUUGGUCCAAUGAGAUUCGAAAAAAAAUGAAUCUAAGCGUUUCCUUUCUCUUUUUUAACUAAACAGAAUCGUUUAAUAUUCCGUGUUGGGCUCGAAAAGGUAAAUAGCUAUACGAUGACAUACAGGUUUUCAGAAUAACUUGAGAAUUCAUUUCAAAAUUGUUUGCACCAAAGUUAGUGGCAGAAGUCGCAGAGUGGAGAGAUUUUCCUGUGGUCAUUGCUCGUCACCAUGUCGUUAGCGGUAGAUCUCUCCAAAAGAUACUAACCGACUCGCUUGAAAAAAACCCUUGGGCUAAUUGUCUUGGUCUUUUACAUCUUCAACCUGUUCCUGGGCUAAGUCUGCCAAUAUUCACCCCUGGUUUCCGUGCUAUAGCUGUAAUGUGAGUUACACUUUCUCCUGUACCAAACACAUGUUUUUUGCUAAUUUCGUCCAUUUCUAACUUUUUGUCUUUAGUUCCUAUUAAAAUUGUUUUUCGACUCAAAUUGCAUAGAGGAGCCAUCAGAAUCGUCAAAUUCAGCGGAUAUCAGAUUUAUAGUUUCUGCUUUUUGCACCUGUGUUCACGCUGGUUUAAUCAAAGUUGCUUUCCCUACUUCACCUUUUUUCUGUUAUCCAUGUUUUCGGUAACUUCUGUAAGGAGCAUCAGUUGAUUUCCCGUGGCUGUAAUAAUUACUAUCUCAUUUAGUGCCUCUAUAUUGGUUGCCACUAUGCCGUCAAUUAUUUCCAGAAAUUGAUCACUUUUUAGAAAUUUAAUCACUGGGUGUGGUUCAGGUUCAUCACUGUAAUGCGUUUUCCUUGUAUCCGUCAUUGUUUCAAUUUCCACACCACAACAACACGGAAUUUUCACGGACAGCGGUAUGAGGGCAGACAAUAUCUUCCAUACUGUGAGUGUCUAUAGAGGUAUUCCUAUUUAUAUGAAUCAUUAUUAGUUUCAGAUGCCUAUGGAUUCAAUAUAUAUGAUAUAACCAUAUAAUCGUCUUUUUAAAAUUGUUAAUACAUUAAAUUUCGUCAAAAAUUGAAAGAGGAUAUGAACAAUAUUAUACCUAUAUCAAUAAUUUACGGUCACAGGAAGGGGUUAUUGUAAUGAAUUAUUCGGUAAACUAUUUCUCAAAUGUUCCAUUGUUCGACUAACUGCGAAGUCAGAAACUUGUCAGGCUACAGCACUCAGUUUUUAGUAAUUAAGCUUGUUUUGUUAUUUAAGUAAAUCUGGAAUCUACUGAAAUUCAUCCAUUGAAAAAAGUUUAUAUAUACUUUUGUUGGUGUUAAAUAGAAAAUUGGUCAAAGAGAAGGAAAUAGCAAUUCCUUUGGAACUGAAUAUAACCUUUGAUUAACGUCUAUCUGAAGAUACACAACCUAAUGCUAUAUCCCCGCGUCCAAAAAAUUAUCGGAGAUAAAAUCAGAUACCGUAGCAUCAGCCCAAAUGUACCUAUCUUGCACCAUAGGCUAUCUAAACAAAUAUCUAAGUUCAUAUUAAUAUUAUGUGCAUAGUAGCAAUGAUAAACGACUUAUCUACUUUUACAACGAAUUUUUUUUUAAAACCUGUUGUAGUUCUGUUUGCGUAUCAUUAUUGCAGUGACAUUACUUGCAACAUCACCAUACCGUCUUAUCUCUUGCCCCCAAAGGUAUGAGUUGUACUUUCUGCCAUUACAAAGGUGUAUAACGUCAUUUAUUCUUUAAGAUACGUGGUACGAUGUCGAAGUGGCACGUACAGCGAUUCAUCGUAUGAGAGAAGUUAUUUCCUUACAACAAUUACGGAUUGUUCAGAAAAUAAGAUAGCUAGGAAUGCAGAACAAACUAUUUUUCCUACAUUCGCAUUGCUUUUAGUUAGUUUUGGCAUUCUUUCUUCAAUUGGAAAAAUACACUCAUACUCCAUAAUGUUAAGAUUUUGGAGGUGAUUGUAGGCUGUUACCGAUGUUACUGCCUUAAUAAUAGUCUACAGAAAAAAAACCAUUGUUCUGCACUUCUGUUUUUUUCUGAAUAUCCUAUUUCAUCACGCGUAUAUUUUUGCUCAUGUUUGUUUUAAUUCAUAAUUUAUUUUAUUAUUGAUGUUUGGGUUUGGAAAUUACACAUGUAAGUUUAAAAAUUCUAUGUCUCUAACAGCCUCUAUCUUAUUGUCAGUUCGAGACAUUUUGAGCAUGGAAAAUGUAGUUUUUGCAUUUUUUGUCUUGUGAUUAUAUUUAAGGAAGCAGAAGUGAUAUUUUCUAUGAAAACUGUAUUGAUGGAU
This is a messenger RNA of Acanthoscelides obtectus, 7819 nucleotides long. NCBI's taxonomy places the organism in Eukaryota, Metazoa, Arthropoda, Insecta, Coleoptera, Chrysomelidae. The record is from the annotation of a GenBank genome assembly.